AUGGCAGAGGAGGAGACAGAUUGGUCGGCCACACUGGAUCUGAAAUCGAAGGAGGAGAAGGAUGCUGAGCUAGAUAAGAGGAUCGAGGCUCUUCGGCGGAAGAAUGAAGCCCUCAUCCGGCGCUACCAGGAGAUUGAGGAGGACCGUAAAAAGGCUGAACUCGAGGGAGUAGCGGUGACAGCUCCCCGGAAGGGCCGCUCAGUGGAGAAGGAGAAUGUGGCAAUGGAAAUGAACCUGGGUCCCUCCCGGAGGUUUCCUGGGACCCCUCGGCCCCCAGGGGCCAGCAAGGGAGGCCGGAUCCCCCCUCAGCAUGGAGGCCGGGCAGGCAUGGGCCGGGCAGGCACGGGCCGGGCAUCCCGCAGCUGGGAAGACAGUCCUGGGGAGCAGGCUCGAGGAGGAGCUGGGGGCCGCGGCCGGAGGAGUCGGGCCAGGGGGUCCCCUCAUCUCUCUGGAACUGGAGAUGCCUCAACUGCCGACCGCAAAUCCAAGGAGUGGGAGGAGCGGCGCAAGCAGAACAUUGAGAAGAUGAACGAAGAGAUGGAGAAGAUUGCAGAGUACGAGCGCAACCAGCGGGAAGGCGUGCUGGAGCCCAACCCAGUGCGGAACUUCCUGGACGACCCCCGGCGACGUAGCGGGCCCGUGGAGGAGCCUGAGCGGGACCGGCGGGAAGGCAGCCGCCGGCACGGGCGCAACUGGGGGGGGCCUGACUUCGAGCGGGUGCGUUGCGGCCUCGAGCAGGAGCGGCAGGGCCGCCGGGCCGGCCUGGGUGGCGCUGGGGACAUGACGCUCUCCAUGACGGGCCGAGAGCGGUCCGAGUACCUGCGCUGGAAGCAGGAGCGGGAGAAGAUCGACCAGGAGCGGCUGCAGCGGCACCGCAAGCCCACCGGCCAGUGGCGGAGGGAGUGGGAUGCUGAGAAGACUGAUGGCAUGUUCAAGGAUGGCCCAGCCGUGGCCCUGGAACCAUCCCACCGCUACGAUGACCAGGCCUGGGCCCGGCCUCCCAAGCCCCCCACUUUCAGGGAAUUCCUGUCCCAGCACAAAACUGAGGUCAGCCGCAGAAAGAGGAAGAGCGGCCGACCCCAGGCCAAGGCAGCCCCCCGUGCCUACAGUGACCACGAUGACCGCUGGGAGACGCAGGAGGCAGUGUCCGCAGCCCCUGAGCCCACACAGCCCACUACCCCUGAGGAGGCACCCACGCAGCCGCCCGAGAGCCCGGCCCCUGCCCCUGCCCAUCGGCCUCCCGAGGACGAGGACGAGGACGAGGGUGAGGAGGGCGAGGGCCGGGAGGGCGAGGGCGACGACGGGGAGGCCGAGGAGUGGGAAGACAUGAGUGAGGAUGCGGAGGAGGAGGAGGUCGAGGAAGAAGAGGAGGCUGACGAGGAGGGAGAAGAACCAGCCCAGGACCACCGGCCCCACGAGGCUGAGCCCAGCGGGAGCCCCAGCAGGGAACGUGGCGACGAAGGGCCCGCCAGGCCGGAGGAGCCCCUGCCGCUCCCCCAGGCCCCUGCCACGCCUUCCAGCCCCUUCUCACCCACCGGGGGCCACCAGCCUGUGUCCGACUGGGGUGAAGAGAUGGAGCUGAAUUCUCCCCGGACCGCCCAUCCGGCUGACGCCCUCUCUCCGGGUGAGGCCUGGCCUUUCGGAAAUGCAUGA
Messenger RNA from Lipotes vexillifer (Yangtze River dolphin), 1653 nucleotides. RefSeq names its product coiled-coil domain containing 9 (gene CCDC9). The record is from RefSeq and is a predicted model, not a curated record. The coding region runs from base 1 to 1653 and encodes 550 amino acids. NCBI's taxonomy places the organism in Eukaryota, Metazoa, Chordata, Mammalia, Artiodactyla, Lipotidae. The transcript has 12 exons.